Molecule: messenger RNA, 627 nt
Organism: Acanthosepion pharaonis
Lineage: Eukaryota; Metazoa; Mollusca; Cephalopoda; Sepiida; Sepiidae
Source: the annotation of a GenBank genome assembly
AUGGCAAAAUCCCUUUUCGCCACUUCUCCCAUCGACGUUGGUCAUUUCCUAGUCUGCAUCGUUGCUGGCCAGUUCUUAGCCAUCAUAGAGUCUGGUCAGUUCAUAGCCAGCAUCAAGGUGUCCCUGUUCCUAGCCAGCAUCGACGUUGGUCAUUUCCUAGUCUGCAUCGUUGCUGGCCAGUUCUUAGCCAUCAUCAAGUCUGGUCAGUUCAUAGCCAGCAUCAAGGUGUCCCUGUUCCUAGCCAGCAUCGACGUUGGUCAUUUCCUAGUCUGUAUCGUUGCUGGCCAGUUCUUAGCCAUCAUAGAGUCUGGUCAGUUCAUAGCCAGCAUCAAGGUGUCCCUGUUCCUAGCCAGCAUCGACGUUGGUCAUUUCCUAGUCUGCAUCGUUGCUAGCCAGUUCUUAGCCAUCAUCAAGUCUGGUCAGUUCAUAGCCAGCAUCAAGGUGUCCCUGUUCCUAGCCAGCAUCGACGUUGGUCAUUUCCUAGUCUGCAUCGUUGCUAGCCAGUUCUUAGCCAUCAUCAAGUCUGGUCAGUUCACAGCCAGCAUCAAGGUGUCCCUGUUCCUAGCCAGCAUCGACGUUGGUGUUUUCUGGUCUGUAUCGUUGCUGGCCAGUUCUUCGCCAUCAUAG